GUGUGUGUGUGUGUGUGUGUGUGUGUUAAAAGUGAAAGGAACAUCGUGUGAAUUUUGACCAGACUGCGACCUUCGCAUUGGGACUUUAACCCGCACAGUGGGUUUGUGUACACGGCGGUGUGAAUCUCAGUGGCUGCGCUGCAGGAAAAAAGCGCUGCUCUGAACUUCUGCUGUAAAAACCGAACAAGUGUAGCGACUUUCAUCGGGCUUGUGAAAGCUCCUGAUCUCUAAUCAUGAAAAGUCUAAAACAGAGGCUGAAGAAACACGAGGCGUCGAGCAGCACUACAAACUGGAACAAGUAUGACGAGCGUCUCAUUAAAGCAGUGGAGAGCGACGAUGUGGACAAGAUCACCAGCGCACUCAAGAAAGGAGCAGUCGCCACCAAACUGGAUGCUGAUGGCCGCUCUUCGCUUCACCUAGCAGCAUGCAACGGGCUUAUAAAUAGUCUAAAUGUUUUCCUUACCCACGGUGUCAACCUACGCACAGCAGAUGCCGCUGGUAAAACCGCACUGCAUCUUUCUUCAAGAGGUGGCUAUUCUGCCUGUGUGCAGCGACUGUUGCAGUGUAAAAGUCCCGUUGAAAGCACAGAUCUGCAAGGGAGGACAUCGUUACACGAAGCAUCUUAUGGAGGUCACACUACAAUAAUCAAAAUGCUGUGUGGCAGCGGUGCAGCUGUGAGUGCUGUUGAUAAGGAUGGCCGUUCUCCCCUAAUGAUAGCAGCACUGAUGGGUCACAGCCGGGCUUGCCAACAACUUUUAAAUUGUGGGGCUUCUGUCAAUCUUCAAGACAAGCAAAAUAAGACUGCACUUCUCUUGGCUUGUGAGCAUAUUUGUCGUGAAGUGGUGGAGGUCUUGCUGAAGUAUAAAGCAGAUGUUACUGCCGUGGACAUGCAUGGCCAUGACUCGUGCCACUAUGCUCGGCUUAGUGGAGACCAAGCCUUGAUUACCAUGAUCAAUCAAGCCUGGGAGGCAGCCAGCAAAGAGGCUUCCCAUUCCAAGACUGGUCCAAAAUUACAGCAGCAGAGGUCCGUAAAUAGUGAAACUCACAUGCUUCUGAGGAAGAUGAGUGUGCAGGCUCCUGCUAAAGGCCCAUCUUCAGGCGUCAGCUGUCCUGCCACAGUUCCAACACAGCAACAUACAAAGGAGUAUGCCAGCCACUCAGAAAACGGAAACCUGCAGAGUUAUCAUGUGGACUGUGCACAGGUUCGACAUCAUGCCCCUCAUUCAGCAGCUCCAGCCUCAUUCAAAGCAAAGGAGGUGCUAGUGGGUGAGGCUGAUCUUCUUAAGAGGGAACUAUGGGACAUGAGACGGAGGCAUGAUGCUGCUCAGGAAGAGCUGCUCAGGCUGGAUGCGGCUCUGGUCCUGCGCACUCGAGACUACGAGGAGCUGAGGAGAAGCAGUGAGCGAGCACUUCAGCAGGCCCAUAACCACGCUUGGGAGCUAGAGGCAGCACUGGGGGAAGUGCAGCGCAGAAUGGUAGGAUCAGAGGCUAAGGUGAGGCAAAUGCAAGCACAUUUGGUAGCCGUUCGGGAAAACCUAGUGGAGGAGCUGAGAGUACAAUUGCUCGAGGCCAGGGCAGAGCUGCAUCGAGCACGAUCAGAGCUUGGCCAAAGCAAGAGGGAAGCAGAGGAGCAAAAGGAGAGGAAUGACAUGCUCCAACAAGAGGUACACAAGCUUACUGAGGAGUUACUGAAGAAAGAGGACACAGAUAACCUGAAGGCAAGCCUAUCAGGUCAGGAGUCUGAGACAAAUGAAAUAGCUUGUAAGGAAAUUCAGACUCCCUUGGAAUGGAAGCCUGGUCCUUCAAAAACCACAAUGACAUAUGUUACAGGCGAGACUCUGCAGCAAGAGAUAGAUAAGAAGAGCUAUAUCAACCUAGAGGAGCAUGAGUCUAUAAGGAGCUCACUAAGUAAUGCACUUCAACAGGCACAAAGCCAGGCUAAUGAAGCAUUGAUGAUGCAACAGAAGACCAGUGAGGAAAAUCAUAGUCUCAUUAGAGAACUGCAGGAGCAGAGGACAGAGCUGGACACCCUACAGGAAGCCCUAGAGGCACGGUUUGUACCUGUGGCUAUGCUGGAGGCGAAGGAGAAUGAGGUAGCUCAGCUUAGGCUGGCUCUGAAGCAGAUGGAAGAGAGCAAGGAAAGGGAGGAGGAAGGCAAGAAAGCAAGUAGUGCCGAAACGCAGGAGCAGUCUCAGCCUGAAGCAACAUCACAGAACAAUAAAUGCACACAGACUGAAAAAACUCCAGAAAAAUUUACAAAUACUGCAGAAGGACAAAAUGAGGAUUCAGACAUAAUAGUGGAAGCAGAAGGCCAGAGGGCUGCUCAGAAUUGCUCAUCAGCACUCAACAGUGUCUGUAGCCUUGCACACUCAGACAACACCAUCCUAAAGGCACACAUUAACAGCCUGCAGCAGCAGCUAGAGAACUCUGAAAGGCAUUAUAGUCAAGUUCUUGAUAUAUAUCGCACACGUCUUCUCAAUGCAGCGCAGGGCCACAUGGAUGAUGAGGCAAAAACUGCACUGCUUCAGAUUGCCCAAAUGAGACAGGAGUGUGUAUGUUGAUCAAUGAUUGUCUCUGUGUUUCUAUGUCAAAGUGGAGAGAGAGAGAGAGAGAGAGAGAGAGAGAGAGAGAGAGAGAGAGAGAGAGAGAGAGAAUGUGUUUUUAAUACAGAUUAGGCCCACCAGUGAAACAGGUGAAAUCUACUGUACAUCGACCUUUCAUUAAAUACUAUGUAAAUAUAUAGAAUAAUUAUAAUUAUUCUUUUUUUUAUGUAUAAUAUGUACAAAUUUUUGACCAUUCUUUAUUAAACAGAUGCUGUUGCUUUUCUGGGA
This is a messenger RNA of Silurus meridionalis, 2831 nucleotides long. RefSeq names its product uveal autoantigen with coiled-coil domains and ankyrin repeats a (gene uacaa). The transcript is spliced from 17 exons. Gene Ontology annotation, molecular function: actin binding. The coding region runs from base 234 to 2561 and encodes 775 amino acids. Lineage: Eukaryota; Metazoa; Chordata; Actinopteri; Siluriformes; Siluridae. The record is from RefSeq and is a predicted model, not a curated record.